This is a messenger RNA of Cyanidioschyzon merolae strain 10D, 1116 nucleotides long. RefSeq lists its product as hypothetical. NCBI's taxonomy places the organism in Eukaryota, Rhodophyta, Bangiophyceae, Cyanidiales, Cyanidiaceae. The transcript has a single exon. The coding region runs from base 1 to 1116 and encodes 371 amino acids. The record is from RefSeq and is a predicted model, not a curated record.
AUGGAACUGGACGUGCCUCUUGAUGCACAAACGCAGAAACACUGGCGCUCCUGUGAAAGGCGAGUUGCUGACGCUUUGCGGGUGCUGCAACACGGCGCACUGCGCGGGGAGCGGGAUCUCGUUCACGCCAUUAUCUACCGCAAUGCGAACCAGCACCACAAACACGCCUACUUCCAAGGGCUUCGAAGCGCAGUGCGGGCGCUGGAUCGCUUGGACGCUGCGUUUGCUGCACAGAAAGGAAGCUUCGCUCGAGGAACUCUGCAACUUGAUGAGAGCAACUGGCUUGCCGCCCUGGCUCAACUGGAUCAGGUACUCAUACAGCACCUGUACUCGCGGCAGGAGGUCCAAAAGCGGCCGCCGCAAGUCACACACCCGCACGGGACGAACGCCUCGUCAGCCCCGGCCCUGCAGUUGUCUUUGGAGACGAUAGCAAACGCACUGGAGCCUUUGUUGGAGGUUGCUAUUGAGUGGCUUGCAGUUGUGCGUCACCGACUGCGCAUCAGUUUUAAACACGCUUGGCACCACUUGGUCCUGCGUGCGAAUUUCCUAGCGCUGGGCAUGGCCCUUGUGGCAGCUGCAGGUCGGCUGCACGCAAUCGUAGAGCGGGCGAUGGAGAGUCUGACACACGCCCGCUGCCAUUUGCACUGGAUUCGAAAAACGCGUCAGAAGCAUGCUCGACAUGCCAGUACUCGUGAAAAGCGUCCGCAACAGCACCCAUCGCGAUCAGCGCAAAAAGCUGAUCAGUUGCGAGAGCCAGUCAGCUCUGGAAGGCAACAGAGGCACGCAGGCAUCACGCGUUCAACCGGUGUCAUCGUCACGGGUUCUAUCGAGGCACAUGCGAGGAUGCGCAGCACGAACGACGAACCUUUACAUGCAGCUCCUUCUCUGUAUCACGCGUUAGAGGCGACACGCUCGCGCACCUCCGAAUGGAGCGCCGCCCCUAACGUUUUUUCGACCUCGCCUCCUGAUCGCGCUGCACCGCAGCGGACUCGGGAAGAAGAGCCCGCAGAGACCAUGCCGCGAAGCCAUUCAGUAGACAGCCUUGAUGAGAUAUUUGCAGCGGCGGAAGCGUCGGAGGCCGACAGUCUUGAGCACCUGAGGCGUUAUAUUGACUGA